Molecule: messenger RNA, 1027 nt
Organism: Fukomys damarensis (Damara mole-rat)
Lineage: Eukaryota; Metazoa; Chordata; Mammalia; Rodentia; Bathyergidae
Gene: Prss27
Product: serine protease 27
Exons: 6
Coding region: 148-1026 (292 amino acids)
Biological process (GO): proteolysis
Molecular function (GO): serine-type endopeptidase activity
Source: RefSeq, a predicted model, not a curated record
AACCAGCCCAGCGGGAAGCUAGGGUUCCUCCUCUGCGUUACCCAGGCACUGCUGCACUAAAGGUGACUCAGGAGGAAGCUCUCCUCUCCGGUCCUUCCUUGCUAAGCCAGCUCGCUCAUAUGGGAGAAAAUACAAGCUAAUUGCCGGAUGAUUAAUUCCAGCCAAUUAAAGUACCUUCAGUUUGAGGAAGCUCAGCCUCAGGGGACUCAGGGGGCCAAGGUACCAGUAGCCUGCGGGCACCGGAGGAUGCUGAACCGGAUGGUGGGUGGGCAGGAUGCCAUGGAGGGCGAAUGGCCCUGGCAGGUUAGCAUCCAGCGCAACGGAAGCCACUUCUGUGGGGGCAGCCUCAUCACCAAACAGUGGGUACUCACUGCAGCGCACUGCUUCUCCAACACCUCUGAAACUUCCCUGUACCGCGUGCUGCUGGGGGCAAGGCAGCUGCAGCAGCCAGGGCCACACGCCAUCUACGCCCGCGUGAAACGGGUGGAGAGCAAUCCUCUGUACCAGGGCAUGGCCUCCAGUGCAGACGUGGCCCUGGUGGAGCUCGAGGCACCAGUGAUCUUCACCAACUACAUCCUCCCUGUGUGCGUGCCUGACCCCUCAGUCACGUUUGAGACGAACAUGAACUGCUGGGUUACUGGCUGGGGCAGCCCUAGUGAGCAAGACCGCCUGCCCAACCCACGGAUCCUGCAGAAACUUGCUGUCCCCAUCAUAGACACACCCAAGUGCAACCUGCUCUACAGCACAGAUACAGAGUCCGGCUUCCAGCCCAAAGCCAUCAAGGAUGACAUGCUCUGUGCAGGCUUUGCAGAGGGCAAGAAGGAUGCCUGUAAGGGUGACUCUGGGGGCCCCCUGGUGUGCCUAGUGAACCAGGCAUGGGUACAAGCUGGUGUCAUCAGCUGGGGUGAGGGCUGUGCCCGCCGGAACCGCCCUGGUGUCUACAUCCGGGUCACUUCACACCACAAUUGGAUCCAUCGCAUCAUCCCUGACCUGAGGUUCCAGUCAGGCAGGGCAGGUGGCCACUAGU